Homo sapiens (human) is the source of this 6986-nucleotide messenger RNA. It is a transcript of the gene FXN, whose product is annotated as frataxin. The coding region runs from base 32 to 622 and encodes 196 amino acids. Lineage: Eukaryota; Metazoa; Chordata; Mammalia; Primates; Hominidae. Gene Ontology annotation, cellular component: mitochondrial [2Fe-2S] assembly complex; mitochondrion; cytosol. Gene Ontology annotation, molecular function: ferric iron binding; ferroxidase activity. Gene Ontology annotation, biological process: inorganic ion homeostasis; intracellular iron ion homeostasis; [4Fe-4S] cluster assembly. The record is from RefSeq and is marked reviewed. The transcript is spliced from 5 exons.
AGGGCGGAGCGGGCGGCAGACCCGGAGCAGCAUGUGGACUCUCGGGCGCCGCGCAGUAGCCGGCCUCCUGGCGUCACCCAGCCCAGCCCAGGCCCAGACCCUCACCCGGGUCCCGCGGCCGGCAGAGUUGGCCCCACUCUGCGGCCGCCGUGGCCUGCGCACCGACAUCGAUGCGACCUGCACGCCCCGCCGCGCAAGUUCGAACCAACGUGGCCUCAACCAGAUUUGGAAUGUCAAAAAGCAGAGUGUCUAUUUGAUGAAUUUGAGGAAAUCUGGAACUUUGGGCCACCCAGGCUCUCUAGAUGAGACCACCUAUGAAAGACUAGCAGAGGAAACGCUGGACUCUUUAGCAGAGUUUUUUGAAGACCUUGCAGACAAGCCAUACACGUUUGAGGACUAUGAUGUCUCCUUUGGGAGUGGUGUCUUAACUGUCAAACUGGGUGGAGAUCUAGGAACCUAUGUGAUCAACAAGCAGACGCCAAACAAGCAAAUCUGGCUAUCUUCUCCAUCCAGGUAUGUAGUGGACCUAAGCGUUAUGACUGGACUGGGAAAAACUGGGUGUACUCCCACGACGGCGUGUCCCUCCAUGAGCUGCUGGCCGCAGAGCUCACUAAAGCCUUAAAAACCAAACUGGACUUGUCUUCCUUGGCCUAUUCCGGAAAAGAUGCUUGAUGCCCAGCCCCGUUUUAAGGACAUUAAAAGCUAUCAGGCCAAGACCCCAGCUUCAUUAUGCAGCUGAGGUCUGUUUUUUGUUGUUGUUGUUGUUUAUUUUUUUUAUUCCUGCUUUUGAGGACAGUUGGGCUAUGUGUCACAGCUCUGUAGAAAGAAUGUGUUGCCUCCUACCUUGCCCCCAAGUUCUGAUUUUUAAUUUCUAUGGAAGAUUUUUUGGAUUGUCGGAUUUCCUCCCUCACAUGAUACCCCUUAUCUUUUAUAAUGUCUUAUGCCUAUACCUGAAUAUAACAACCUUUAAAAAAGCAAAAUAAUAAGAAGGAAAAAUUCCAGGAGGGAAAAUGAAUUGUCUUCACUCUUCAUUCUUUGAAGGAUUUACUGCAAGAAGUACAUGAAGAGCAGCUGGUCAACCUGCUCACUGUUCUAUCUCCAAAUGAGACACAUUAAAGGGUAGCCUACAAAUGUUUUCAGGCUUCUUUCAAAGUGUAAGCACUUCUGAGCUCUUUAGCAUUGAAGUGUCGAAAGCAACUCACACGGGAAGAUCAUUUCUUAUUUGUGCUCUGUGACUGCCAAGGUGUGGCCUGCACUGGGUUGUCCAGGGAGACCUAGUGCUGUUUCUCCCACAUAUUCACAUACGUGUCUGUGUGUAUAUAUAUUUUUUCAAUUUAAAGGUUAGUAUGGAAUCAGCUGCUACAAGAAUGCAAAAAAUCUUCCAAAGACAAGAAAAGAGGAAAAAAAGCCGUUUUCAUGAGCUGAGUGAUGUAGCGUAACAAACAAAAUCAUGGAGCUGAGGAGGUGCCUUGUAAACAUGAAGGGGCAGAUAAAGGAAGGAGAUACUCAUGUUGAUAAAGAGAGCCCUGGUCCUAGACAUAGUUCAGCCACAAAGUAGUUGUCCCUUUGUGGACAAGUUUCCCAAAUUCCCUGGACCUCUGCUUCCCCAUCUGUUAAAUGAGAGAAUAGAGUAUGGUUGAUUCCCAGCAUUCAGUGGUCCUGUCAAGCAACCUAACAGGCUAGUUCUAAUUCCCUAUUGGGUAGAUGAGGGGAUGACAAAGAACAGUUUUUAAGCUAUAUAGGAAACAUUGUUAUUGGUGUUGCCCUAUCGUGAUUUCAGUUGAAUUCAUGUGAAAAUAAUAGCCAUCCUUGGCCUGGCGCGGUGGCUCACACCUGUAAUCCCAGCACUUUUGGAGGCCAAGGUGGGUGGAUCACCUGAGGUCAGGAGUUCAAGACCAGCCUGGCCAACAUGAUGAAACCCCGUCUCUACUAAAAAUACAAAAAAUUAGCCGGGCAUGAUGGCAGGUGCCUGUAAUCCCAGCUACUUGGGAGGCUGAAGCGGAAGAAUCGCUUGAACCCAGAGGUGGAGGUUGCAGUGAGCCGAGAUCGUGCCAUUGCACUGUAACCUGGGUGACUGAGCAAAACUCUGUCUCAAAAUAAUAAUAACAAUAUAAUAAUAAUAAUAGCCAUCCUUUAUUGUACCCUUACUGGGUUAAUCGUAUUAUACCACAUUACCUCAUUUUAAUUUUUACUGACCUGCACUUUAUACAAAGCAACAAGCCUCCAGGACAUUAAAAUUCAUGCAAAGUUAUGCUCAUGUUAUAUUAUUUUCUUACUUAAAGAAGGAUUUAUUAGUGGCUGGGCAUGGUGGCGUGCACCUGUAAUCCCAGGUACUCAGGAGGCUGAGACGGGAGAAUUGCUUGACCCCAGGCGGAGGAGGUUACAGUGAGUCGAGAUCGUACCUGAGCGACAGAGCGAGACUCCGUCUCAAAAAAAAAAAAAAGGAGGGUUUAUUAAUGAGAAGUUUGUAUUAAUAUGUAGCAAAGGCUUUUCCAAUGGGUGAAUAAAAACACAUUCCAUUAAGUCAAGCUGGGAGCAGUGGCAUAUACCUAUAGUCCCAGCUGCACAGGAGGCUGAGACAGGAGGAUUGCUUGAAGCCAGGAAUUGGAGAUCAGCCUGGGCAACACAGCAAGAUCCUAUCUCUUAAAAAAAGAAAAAAAAACCUAUUAAUAAUAAAACAGUAUAAACAAAAGCUAAAUAGGUAAAAUAUUUUUUCUGAAAUAAAAUUAUUUUUUGAGUCUGAUGGAAAUGUUUAAGUGCAGUAGGCCAGUGCCAGUGAGAAAAUAAAUAACAUCAUACAUGUUUGUAUGUGUUUGCAUCUUGCUUCUACUGAAAGUUUCAGUGCACCCCACUUACUUAGAACUCGGUGACAUGAUGUACUCCUUUAUCUGGGACACAGCACAAAAGAGGUAUGCAGUGGGGCUGCUCUGACAUGAAAGUGGAAGUUAAGGAAUCUGGGCUCUUAUGGGGUCCUUGUGGGCCAGCCCUUCAGGCCUAUUUUACUUUCAUUUUACAUAUAGCUCUAAUUGGUUUGAUUAUCUCGUUCCCAAGGCAGUGGGAGAUCCCCAUUUAAGGAAAGAAAAGGGGCCUGGCACAGUGGCUCAUGCCUGUAAUCCCAGCACUUUGGGAGGCUGAGGCAAGUGUAUCACCUGAGGUCAGGAGUUCAAGACCAGCCUGGCCAACAUGGCAAAAUCCCGUCUCUACUAAAAAUAUUAAAAAAUUGGCUGGGCGUGGUGGUUCGUGCCUAUAAUUUCAGCUACUCAGGAGGCUGAGGCAGGAGAAUCGCUGUAACCUGGGGGGUGGAGGUUGCAGUGAGACGAGAUCAUGCCACUUCACUCCAGCCUGGCCAACAGAGCCAUACUCCGUCUCAAAUAAAUAAAUAAAUAAAUAAAGGGACUUCAAACACAUGAACAGCAGCCAGGGGAAGAAUCAAAAUCAUAUUCUGUCAAGCAAACUGGAAAAGUACCACUGUGUGUACCAAUAGCCUCCCCACCACAGACCCUGGGAGCAUCGCCUCAUUUAUGGUGUGGUCCAGUCAUCCAUGUGAAGGAUGAGUUUCCAGGAAAAGGUUAUUAAAUAUUCACUGUAACAUACUGGAGGAGGUGAGGAAUUGCAUAAUACAAUCUUAGAAAACUUUUUUUUCCCCUUUCUAUUUUUUGAGACAGGAUCUCACUUUGGCACUCAGGCUGGAGGACAGUGGUACAAUCAAAGCUCAUGGCAGCCUCGACCUCCCUGGGCUUGGGCAAUCCUCCCACAGGUGUGCACCUCCAUAGCUGGCUAAUUUGUGUAUUUUUUGUAGAGAUGGGGUUUCACCAUGUUGCCCAGGCUGGUCUCUAACACUUAGGCUCAAGUGAUCCACCUGCCUCGUCCUCCCAAGAUGCUGGGAUUACAGGUGUGUGCCACAGGUGUUCAUCAGAAAGCUUUUUCUAUUAUUUUUACCUUCUUGAGUGGGUAGAACCUCAGCCACAUAGAAAAUAAAAUGUUCUGGCAUGACUUAUUUAGCUCUCUGGAAUUACAAAGAAGGAAUGAGGUGUGUAAAAGAGAACCUGGGUUUUUGAAUCACAAAUUUAGAAUUUAAUCGAAACUCUGCCUCUUACUUGUUUGUAGACACUGACAGUGGCCUCAUGUUUUUUUUUUUUUUAAUCUAUAAAAUGGAGAUAUCUAACAUGUUGAGCCUGGGCCCACAGGCAAAGCACAAUCCUGAUGUGAGAAGUACUCAGUUCAUGACAACUGUUGUUCUCACAUGCAUAGCAUAAUUUCAUAUUCACAUUGGAGGACUUCUCCCAAAAUAUGGAUGACGUUCCCUACUCAACCUUGAACUUAAUCAAAAUACUCAGUUUACUUAACUUCGUAUUAGAUUCUGAUUCCCUGGAACCAUUUAUCGUGUGCCUUACCAUGCUUAUAUUUUACUUGAUCUUUUGCAUACCUUCUAAAACUAUUUUAGCCAAUUUAAAAUUUGACAGUUUGCAUUAAAUUAUAGGUUUACAAUAUGCUUUAUCCAGCUAUACCUGCCCCAAAUUCUGACAGAUGCUUUUGCCACCUCUAAAGGAAGACCCAUGUUCAUAGUGAUGGAGUUUGUGUGGACUAACCAUGCAAGGUUGCCAAGGAAAAAUCGCUUUACGCUUCCAAGGUACACACUAAGAUGAAAGUAAUUUUAGUCCGUGUCCAGUUGGAUUCUUGGCACAUAGUUAUCUUCUGCUAGAACAAACUAAAACAGCUACAUGCCAGCAAGGGAGAAAGGGGAAGGAGGGGCAAAGUUUUGAAAUUUCAUGUAAAUUUAUGCUGUUCAAAACGACGAGUUCAUGACUUUGUGUAUAGAGUAAGAAAUGCCUUUUCUUUUUUGAGACAGAGUCUUGCUCUGUCACCCAGGCUGGAGUGCAGUGGCACGAUCUGGGCUCACUACAACCUCCGCCUCCUGGGUUCAAGCAAUUCUCUGCCUCAGCCUCCCGAGUAGCUGGGAUUACAGGUGCCUGCCACCACACCCGGCUAAUUUUUGUAUUUUUAGUAGAGACGGGGUUUCACCAUCAUGGCCAGGCUGGUCUUGAACUCCUGACCUAGUAAUCCACCUGCCUCCGCCUCCCAAAGUGCUGGGAUUACAGGCGUGAGCCACUGCACCCAGCCAGAAAUGCCUUCUAAUCUUUGGUUUAUCUUAAUUAGCCAGGACACUUGGAGUGCAUCCCGAAGUACCUGAUCAGUGGCCCCUUUGGAAUGUGUAAAACUCAGCUCACUUAUAUCCCUGCAUCCGCUACAGAGACAGAAUCCAAGCUCAUAUGUUCCAUCUUCUCUGGCUGUAUAGUUUAAGGAAUGGAAGGCACCAGAACAGAUUUAUUGAAAUGUUUAUUAGCUGAAGAUUUAUUUAGACAGUUGAGGAAAACAUCAGCACCCAGCAGUAAAAUUGGCUCUCAAAGAUUUUCUUCUCCUGUGGAAAGUCAGACCUCUGAGGCCCCAUCCAGGUAGAAGUACUAGUGCAAGAAGGGCCUCUGCUGUCCACUUGUGUUUCUGUGAUCUGUGGGAACAUUGUUAACGCCACAUCUUGACCUCAAAUUGUUUAGCUCCUGGCCAGACACGGUGGCUCACACCUGUAAUCCCAGCACUUUGAGAGGCUGAGGCAGGUGGAUCACCUGAGGUUAGGAGUUCGAGGCCAGCCUGGUCAACAUGGUAAAACCCCGCCUCUACUAAAAAUACAAAAAUUAGCUGGCCGUAGUGGCGCACGCCUGUUAUCCCAGCUACUCGGGAGGCUGAGGCAGGAGAAUUGCUUGAACCUGGGUGGUGGAGGUUGCAGUGAGCCGAGAUUACACCACUGCACUCCAGCCUGGGUGACAAGAGGGAAACUCCAUUAAAAAAAUGUAAUUCCCGUGUCUGCCAUCUUAAGUGUAAAGGUGGCUAAAUUAUAUAGAAAAAUAAGACAAUAUCAUUUCCCAAUUACAUUCCUUUCCUACCGCACUCUAUGAUGCUAGCUGAGAUUUUUCCAAAAGAAAAUGGCUUAAAUAAAACCCUAAGAGAAAGAAAAACUUUAAAUCCCUCCAAAGCUCAAAAGUAAUAGAAACAGAUGAGUUUGGAGUCAGGAUUUCUCUGUAAGAUUGCCUAGGCUGUGUACUGCACAUCUCCAGGUGCCACUGUUGACAGAGAUUAUAACUACAAUGUGAAGUGAAUGGUGCCACUGACAGUUAUGCAAACCGUCCAGAGCAUAGCCACCUGAUCCUGCUGGGAUUCCUCUUGCCAGUCCAUCAGCAGUUCCCCUUGAAAGUUUCACCAAACAUCCCUUAAAUCUGCCCUCUCCUGCCCGUCCCCAGUGGAGGUCCUCAUCAUUUUUCACCUGCAUUUUUGCAGGAGCUUUCUUAUAUCCACCUUCCUCCUUUUCUCUCAGCCCAUCAUCUAGCUACACAGUCUCCAGGGUAAGCUUUCAGAAAGGCAAUCUCUUGUCUGUAAAACCUAAGCAGGACCAAGGCCAAGUUUCUUAGCCUGAAAAAUGUGCUUUUCUGACUGAACUGUUCAGGCACUGACUCUACAUAUAAUUAUGCUUUUCUACCCCCUCACACUCAACACUUUGACUCCAGCAAUCCCAAAUCCCCAGAUCCCUAAGUGUGCUGUGCUAUUUUCACGUGGCUCUCAGACUUGGCCAGUGCUGUUUCCAUUUUGGUCUUUAUUCCCCACAUCUCUGCCUGGGGGGUAGAUUCUACCCUGAAAAAUGUUCUUGGCACAGCCUUGCAAACUCCUCCUCCACUCAGCCUCUGCCUGGAUGCCCUUGAUUGUUCCAUGUCCUCAGCAUACCAUGUUUGUCUUUCCCAGCACUGACCUACCAUGUGUCACCCCUGCUUGGCUGUACCUUCCAUGAGGCUAGGACUAUGUGUCUCCUUUGUUGACUGCUGUUGCCCUAGCAUCUUGCACAGUUCCUUGCACACAAUUAGAGCUCUAUAAAUGUCAAAUAAAUGUGUUAUAAUUAUAUGUUUAAGAUAGUUGUUCAAAUAAACUCUAAAUAACCCCAA